This is a messenger RNA of Chlamydomonas reinhardtii, 951 nucleotides long. RefSeq lists its product as uncharacterized. NCBI's taxonomy places the organism in Eukaryota, Viridiplantae, Chlorophyta, Chlorophyceae, Chlamydomonadales, Chlamydomonadaceae. The record is from RefSeq and is a predicted model, not a curated record. The transcript has 4 exons. The coding region runs from base 261 to 833 and encodes 190 amino acids.
GAGUCCAACGGCUUGCAGUUUGCCUUGCACGGAUUGGCGGGCGGAUUGCCGGGAUUGGUAUCCGACCUGGCGAAUGCUUCGCCGGUUGACCAGCUCUUGACCGAUACCAAUAGUGAAUUUCUUGUCAUAAAGCAAGCAUACUUGCUGAGGCAGCAUCAGCACUCGCCAGAGCCAGACUUGACUCCAGUGACACCUUCACUUCAGUUAACCUUGGCCGAUUGCAGCCGUCUUACUUGCUGUUCACAAGCACAUAUUAAGCUAUGGGAAGCAUCCUGGAGACGGCGGGCGAAGAACCUGCUCGCUUCAAUAUCAAGCUAUUAUUCCCCACGGGCAAUACCGGUACAGGACAACCGACUUUCACCACGCGGAAGUUCGCGGGCGUGACCCGAGAGUCACUGAAAGGCGCCACCGUGCCGUUGGGCAUUGGUGGUCUGAACCUGCUGCCCGCUGGCGUGGCGCCCGCUGAGUUGGCACUGGACGAGGUUGAGUUCAACACACCCGAUGAUGUGGAGCUGGUUGACGGCGGCACGUACCUCGUGACGCAAUCGGUGGCGUCAAACCAUGAGCAGGUGGACACCCUGCAAUGCUGGCAGGACAGCCACAUAGAGGCUGACCAGGUGGUGGGGGUCAAACACGCCGUGGCCAAGCUGCGGGCGUCUGGCCACCCCGAGGCCAAAGUGCUUUGUGCCAAGGAGCUGAAGACCGACGCCGGGAUGGUGGAGGUGGGUGGCAUUGUCAUUGCCAAAGGCUGCAGCAGCAUCGUGGAGAACAAAACCAAGCUCACCGCGGAGGCGGCCGCUUCGCUGGUGGACAAGAUCGCUAUGAUCAGGUGAUGAUGCUGUUGACCUCUGCGGUGAGCUUGGUUUUGUUCUCCACGAUGAUGCUGCAGCCUUUGGCAAUGACAAUGCCACCCACCUCCACCUGCAUAAAGGCAUGUAAGCAGCACCAGGU